This is a messenger RNA of Owenia fusiformis, 1540 nucleotides long. Lineage: Eukaryota; Metazoa; Annelida; Polychaeta; Sabellida; Oweniidae. The record is from the annotation of a GenBank genome assembly.
CAGCAUUUAUUUGAUCCACCUAAUUAAAAACAUACAUGCUGAGAUCAAGAUCAAAGAUCUGUUGAGAUUGAGCAGAUUAUCUGUGGGGGGCCAGCUCAACUAAUCUAGACAUAUAAGAUCAAACAACUCAGUGAAAAACAAUUGUAACCAAUCAGAAUACAGCAUUGAGAUUAUCUUCAUCAAUCUGUAUAAAUAGCAGGAAUUUUUCUUCCACUCUUCAGACUUAACGUCAGUGAUCUAUACAGCACAACAAGCAUAAAUAAAGUGAAAGAUACUUCAAAAUGGCAUUUCAUUGUGAAACCACUACUCCAGCAAGAUGUCUGUUUGAUACAGUCUACAGUAUGAACACUCCAGUCUGCAAGAAGAACCUGUUCCAGUCUCAACUAACAACACCAGCAGCAAACAGGGCACCAAAGAAGACCACAUUCGAUUCGCCAUUCUCCAUCAAGAGCCUACUGAACCUGGAUGAAAACAAACAGACUAUAGCAGCAUCAACACCACCAGCAACAGUACACAGUAGCAUCAUGUCAGGCCUAGCCUCAUAUCCUGUCUUCAAUGAGUUAACCAAGACUCUCGCUACAGAUAUCAACUCUUGCACUGUGCCAUCUCAACUGUUCCAGACUAUAUUGCCUCAGCAGACACCAGUGUCUGUCUGUACAUCUGCUCUGAAGAAUCGCUUCAACUCACUCAAGUACAAGCUGCAAGACCACACCAAGCUGCUGGAAUUGGAAUCUUUCUACCUACAACAGUCUCAACAGAUUGAGUAUGAGCGUCACAGCCAUCUCUCCAACUGCCAAUCAGCACACCAGCACGCUAUCAACUGCCAGUAUGACCAUCAACUAAGCCUCCUGAUUGGCCGUGUAGAGAGCAGCCUCGGCAUCCUAGAAAGCUCCAUCACCUUCAGAGACUCCAUCAGCCAUGACCUGGUUAACUUCGAGACAAGGAAUCAAGAGGAGGACUACACCAACCCAGGAAAUCCACUCCUGGCAUCUACACCAAAAAAGUGUUCCCUCAAGGCCAAGCGUCAUCAAGGUCAUCGUAAACCCUACAGUCGGCAAUCAAAACGUGCAUUGGACAAUUGGUUCUCCAUGAACAUACACAACCCGUAUCCGACAGAGGAGGUAUGUUCUCAACUUGCCACAGAGACUGGACUUACUACAUCACAGAUUCGCAAGUGGUUUGCCAACAAGCGACAGAGGGGAGGUGUUAACAAGAAGCUGAUCAACCAUCUUACAACACAACACAGACAAUCUCACAAACUCUUUCCUUGUGAUAACCAAAUGCACUGAUCAGCUUGCAUUGUGAUAAAUUGCCAAACUGUUGUAAUUGUACAUAAUGUUAAUUCAUUGUAAUAUAAUGUUAUCUUUGUGUUGUUAUCUGCAAUAAAUUAUGAAAAUAAUCUUCCCUGUCUUGUUUUUUGAAUUAAGGUUUCUGAAUCCUUGUCAAGGUACUGGUUAUAUAAUAGCCAAUGACACAUGAUGAAUCUCACAAAAUUGAUUCCCCCAAUUUAUGCCCUUUUUUUAGUUCAACACUGACUGUU